Orbicella faveolata is the source of this 1007-nucleotide messenger RNA. RefSeq lists its product as uncharacterized. The record is from RefSeq and is a predicted model, not a curated record. Lineage: Eukaryota; Metazoa; Cnidaria; Anthozoa; Scleractinia; Merulinidae.
CAACUCCUAAGCCUCCCACUUGCAUGGCUGGUCUGGGAAUGGAAAAUGACAAAAUUCCUGAUUCUGCGAUAACGGCAUCUAGCGUGUAUGGCAGCUACCGAGCUGAUCAGGGUCGGCUUUACAAUCAGGGCGGUUCUCGCGGCUCUGGAAGCUGGCUAGCGGGUACAAACAACUAUAACCAAUGGUUUCAAGUUGCGCUUGGAGACUGGACCAAAGUCACAAGGGUAUGCACCCAGGGGAGACUAAACGGAGGUAACUGGGUUACAAAGUACAAGCUCGCUUACGGUUACGAUGGUGUGUUUUACAAGGAAUAUAAAGAAGAAGGAGAGGACGCCAAGGAAUUUAAUGGUAACACAGACCAGUUCAUGCCUGUUUGCUAUUUGCUGAAGAAUCCAAUUGUUGCAACGUAUGUUAGAAUUAUUCCACUGGCUUGGUACGGACAUAUUGCCUUAAGAGCUGGUUUUUAUGGCUGUAAAUCUGGAUUCGAAAUUCCCAAAAUAGUUUGUGCUUCUCCUUUGGGGAUGGAAAACGGCAAAAUACCAAAUUCGGCCUUAGUGGCAUCGUCGCGUUAUAACCAGUACUGGGGACCGGAAAGAGGAAGACUAAAUGAGAAAAAAGACGGGAGUUUUAACGGAGGAUGGAUAUCCCAAUACGCGAAUGCCGAUCAGUUCUUUCAAAUUGACUUGGGUUUAGUUGCCAAGGUGACAAGGAUCGCUACUCAAGGUCGAGAUGAUGCAGGCUGGUGGACGAAGACUUAUACAAUAGAUUACAGUGUGGACGGGGGAACAUUUCAACCAUAUGGCAAGGUAGGCGUGUGUGUAAACAACUAUUCAUUUUAGAAUGGCAGCAUUCUUAUUCGUUCUUACAGAUAAUGUAAUAAACUCGAUCAAAACGAAAAUGGUUCUUCCGGAAAGAAGCAUGCUCGAGCUCGUACGUUGACUUUGCUUUCCGCCUUGCUCAGCUUUGUAAACCGCUGUUAUGCCUUUAACGGAUGCGCUUGGAAGGUG